UUCCUAUCCUCUCGUCCCUCGAAAGUCCAAAGCCCUUCAUAAACCCUAUAAAAUACAAAGAGCAAGAGAUCCGAUUUCCAUUCUUGUCCAUCUCCCUUGAUGGCUUCGACCUUCGCUCGCGCCGCUUUGCCUGCCCUUCUUCGCUCCCAUAUCGCCAGAUCUCCUCCGGCGGCAAGGCGCUUCUCCUCUGCCUUGUCUCCCGCUUGCCGGCGAUCCCUUUUCCUAUCUAGGUCUCCUGUGGAGUUGGGCUGCUACGAUGGGUCCUUGCUCCCGCUACACAGCGCGGUGGCUGCUGCGAGGCUGACGUCCCGGCUGAGCACGACGGCCAGGAGCUGCCGUGAUCUCUCACAGGAGAUGGGUCUAUCAAUACCAAGAUAACUUUUCAAGGCGUGAUCAUGACGGUUACUUAUUUGCUUGCAAUUUUGAGCAGACGAAUUUGUAAUUUGCUCUUGGCAUUGAUAUUCGGAUGUUUACUACUUUCUUCUUGUUAUUGUAUGGUCAACAUUCCAAAUUAUCAGUUUUGUUUUUCAUUAUUUUACUGAAAUAAAAUUGAUCUCCAGGAAACUUCCGGGUAUCAUUAAGUGAGC
Messenger RNA from Dioscorea cayenensis subsp. rotundata (Guinea yam), 587 nucleotides. RefSeq names its product protein NUCLEAR FUSION DEFECTIVE 6, mitochondrial-like. Lineage: Eukaryota; Viridiplantae; Streptophyta; Magnoliopsida; Dioscoreales; Dioscoreaceae. The coding region runs from base 100 to 378 and encodes 92 amino acids. The record is from RefSeq and is a predicted model, not a curated record. The transcript has 3 exons.